Messenger RNA from Dermatophagoides farinae (American house dust mite), 919 nucleotides. The record is from RefSeq and is a predicted model, not a curated record. NCBI's taxonomy places the organism in Eukaryota, Metazoa, Arthropoda, Arachnida, Sarcoptiformes, Pyroglyphidae.
GUUAACUAUCGAUAAAAAUAUAGAGGAUUUCAAAACCUCGUGUGAUCUUUUAAAUAUUUUUAUUCUUUUCUUUUUUUCUGGAUCAGCUGGUUGCAUCAAUAUCAUGGUUCGGUACGGCCGAAUACCUUCGUGGUCAUUUCCACAUAUUACUGCCCGAUUACCUGAUCAUUUUUAUCGUCAUCGACAAGAAUUGACUAAACCUUCCGAACGUGUUCAUGAUCGUCCAGUGCCUACAGAUUUUCUUGAUUAUAAAUACGAUUCGGAUCUUUCGAAACCAAUACGAGUUCCUGAUGUUCCUAUACCGGUGACCUAUCCAAAAGAAGCUGAUGCUGGCCUAUGGGGAGGUGAAGGUAUCGUCAAAGGUUAUGUAAAACCUAGAAAAUAUUUUCAAGCUGGUUGGCCACGACCAAAAUAUUGGUUUCCGAAUUUAAAAAAAGUCGUAGUGCAUAGCGAAAUUCUAGACACUCAUUUUCAAAUUAUUUGUACGCGACGAACUUUAUCAUUGAUCGAUGAUUAUUAUGGAUUCGAUAACUAUAUACUUCGAUCGAAGGUACAGGAUCUAAAAUCACAGUUAGGUCUAGCACUUCGUCGUCAAAUGUUACUAAAAUUAGCUCGAAAAGAAUUUAAAGAUAAAGAUCAUGAACAACAAAUGUUGGAGAAAUAUGGUGAUUGUAUCAUACCGCUUGAAGAAGCUGAAUGGUUUGGUCUCACCGUACCACAGGCGAUAACAAGACAUAAAAUGAUAAUGGCCAAAGAAAAUCAACCUAUUCCAUUAAAAUAUGAAUUGGCUAGAAAACUAUUACAUGAUCUUGAACAUCCACCACCGGAAACCGAUGGUCAAAAAGUACAAACAAUAGAAUCAGGAUGGUUCAAUAAAAUCAAAUCCACAUUGGGACUGACGCCUGUACCAAGAUUGUAA